AUGGCUACCACCGCCCCCCUCAGUGCGAAAAGCAAGCUUGCUGGUCCCGGCGCAUCAUUGAAAAUCACUCCUUCGAACUCUCCGAUCCUGAGACCGGGUACACGGUCUCCCAGCAAAACCUCCCACAAUUCCUCCUUGUCCCUCCAAACCGUCAUCGGCACGACAACCACGACCCCCAAUGGGUUCUCAAGCCACGACCAGAGCAAGAGCUUUGCGCUGUGCGCUGGAUCAGCUGCAGUUCUCGCAGAACUAGAUGAGGACGCCAAAAUUUGCCAGCGCUUCUUCCGAGCGCGUCCCUCCGCGACCAGCGUCAACCCAACAACUUCUUUUUACAACCAAGCAACUCCGCCGGCCACCCCGGACCCAAGAGCGCGCUCCCUAUCUCAUAUUCGAUCCAAUCCGCAUAUCAAUAUUCACAAUGGGUCCCCGUCCAGCGAUAUCGGUGAGAGUGGCAGCCCUCGUGGGUGGUCCUCGAGAGAAAGAAUUAAAGCAGUGACGAGUGUCUCGAUUAGCCCCAAUGGAAGGUUCCUCGCAGUAGGAGAGACUGGUUAUAACCCUCGAGUUCUGAUCUUUUCAACAGCAAAGGAUGCUCUGCCAGAUGUACCGCUAUCUAUUCUAAAUGAGCAUACAUUCGGUAUAUGCAGUCUGGCAUUCAGCCCCGAUUCCCAGUAUUUGGCGACCCUCGGCAGCCCGAAUGAUGGGUUCCUUUUCAUCUGGGCAAUCAACCUCAAGAAUGGAUCGGCCAAGCUGCAUUCAGCGAACAAAUGCACUUCGAACAUUAAAGACAUGUGCUGGGUUGGCCAAAGUCUGGUCACGACCGGCGUGCGACAUGUCAAGGUUUGGCGUCUUCCAUCGAUGCGACCCGUAUCUCCUACCAAAUCACGUUUGAAUAUCGAUGGAGGUGGUCCUUCACCAAACCCUGCCCCGAAAGCGCUUUCUGGUAGGAAUUGUCUACUAGGCGCACUCAGCGAUAGCUCUUUCACCUGUGUGAGUAGCAUAUCCGAUCACGAGGCUGUGAUUGGGACAGAUUCCGGCGCAAUCUGCUUUCUCGACGAUCGGGAGAAUUAUCAGAAGAUGAUCACGGUCAAGCAAGUUGGUUUCAGCAUCACUUCUCUGGCCGUUGAUUUCGAUCAGGAAUCUGUCUGGCUCGGUGGGCGUGGAAGGCAAAUGCAGCGCUUGUCCUUUGAAGCUUUGCGAUUUUGUAGCUCGAACAGACCGGGCUCUCCUACUCGGAUUGAUAAAAGCAUGGUGGAUAAGAAAAAUAAGGCGCCUGCAAUUACCUGCAUGGGCUCUCUAAACUCGCAUCUGGUCACCGUUGAAGCCACUCGUGAAAUCCACAUCUAUCCAAUCAGCACUUUGCGCGAGGAGGGUGAGCAGGAGCAUGGCGAGUCCUCCAUGCAGGCACAUCGAGACCCGAUUCUUGGAGUCUGCCACAUGAAGCUCCCCAACGACUUCUCUGCAGACUUCUUUUCCUGGUCUCGGAACGGCUCUGUGAAUUUCUGGGACGCCCAGGGGAAGUGUCGGGCAUCGAAAGUAAUUGAUCUCGAUCAAUUUUCAGGAAGCGAAGAAGAGGUUUCUGCAAACGAACUCAAAGUAUUGAGAACAGCAGAAAGUGCCAAUUGGUUUGUCUCAGGUGACAAAUUCGGUGUGUUGAGACUUCUUUCAAACACCGAUUGGACUUGUGUCAGCCAAGCUCGCGCCCAUGGUGGGGAGAUCACAGACCUGGCCAUCCAAGAAACCUCAGAUUCCUGGCUGGUAGCAAGUUCUGGCCGUGAUCGAAUGGUGCAAUUGUUCGAAAAGCGAGACGCCGGACUGCAAUUGAUUCAGACCAUGGAUGACCAUGUUGGCGCUGUUGGCAAAUUACUCUUCAUCAACGAUGGCGAAAGAUUGCUUUCAUGCUCAGCAGACCGCACCGUCCUUAUAAGAGAUCGUGCGAGCAGAGAAGUAGAGGGUGGCACAUCUGUUGCCUACCUCGUUUCCAAAGUCAUUACUCUCAAGGCUUCCCCUGUCUCAAUGACGCUUUGCCCGGAUGAUUCGAGCAUCUUGUAUGUCUCUACUAUGGAUCGCUGUAUCUCCAAGUUCGACAUUCCUUCAGGGCGCCAUCUGCACUGUUUCAAGGCAUCGGAUCCGGAGACGACCGAUGCAGUGAUUAUGGGUUCAUUGACGGUUGCAUCAGAGGUCCCAGGCCAGACGCCAAAGCUUCUCAUUGGUGUCUCGACCACUGAUAAAUCUCUCCGCGUUUAUGAUCUAGAGCGAGACCAACUUCUCACUGGCGAAUUUGGCCACACAGAAGGCGUGACUGAUGUACUUCUUCUGGAGGAUCGCAGCGAGCAGUCUGAAGGGGCACCUAAGCGCACUGUGAUCAGUGCUGGAAUGGAUGGUAUUCUAAUGAUAUGGAACCUGUCCGUUCAGCAGCAGAUAUCACCGGACCUCGUUCAGAACGCACGGGAUGAUGAUGAUACCCCUGCCAAAGAAAACACUGCGGCCAAACCCCCUCUCAGAAAAGUCCUCUCGCGCAGCGAGUUGGCUGGAUUUCAACGUCCUGAUAGUCCUAACCCUGCGACCCCAACACCCAUACGCCAGCGCUCGCCGACUCUAACGAGAAAGAUGUCUAGGCUAUCUCUAGCACCAUCUUCCUUGAAGAAUCACUCUGUCUCCGAAACUUCAUCUUUCCCAAACCGUCUCUCCCCCUCACCCGGUACGCCAAUGGACAGAAGCGGCCAGUCACCGUCACCCGUGAGCCCCCGAUCUAGGGCCCCGGUACCCAAAAAGCCGACCAGCACAAGGAACAGCAACCGGCGGACAUCGAUGGACUUCCGAACCCGUGCCAAAACAACACCACGAAGCGAGUUUGGCAGUCUAGAUAUGUCCACCGAGCAGGUGUGCCGCACCCUCCGGGCCUACCGCAAGAAACUCAAUGGAUCCACACAACGCAUUCAGGCGCAAAAAGAGCUGGAGCGGGAGCUGAGCCUUACCCUCCGUGUUGUCACUGGCCGUGGCCUCAGUAGCGAUGAAAGCGGAGAAACAGAAACCGAUAGCAGUGGCAGAGACAUGGAUCAGAGGCACAAUCAUUCCUCUCGAUCGUUGAAAUCGCCCCAGAUGCCUCGCCAUAUGCCCUCGACUCCAUCUUUGCGCCAUAGGGUGGCACGCCAGGUCUCGCGGAGCCGUUCAUACGAUGCCACGGCAGAUGGAGAUGAAUAA
This is a messenger RNA of Penicillium antarcticum, 3201 nucleotides long. Its product is annotated as WD40 repeat domain-containing protein. Lineage: Eukaryota; Fungi; Ascomycota; Eurotiomycetes; Eurotiales; Aspergillaceae. The record is from RefSeq and is a predicted model, not a curated record. The transcript has 4 exons. Gene Ontology annotation, molecular function: protein binding. Gene Ontology annotation, cellular component: mitotic spindle. Bases 1 to 3201 code for a protein of 1066 amino acids. Gene Ontology annotation, biological process: regulation of mitotic cell cycle; mitotic spindle organization.